Molecule: messenger RNA, 360 nt
Organism: Hevea brasiliensis (rubber tree)
Lineage: Eukaryota; Viridiplantae; Streptophyta; Magnoliopsida; Malpighiales; Euphorbiaceae
Exons: 1
Coding region: 1-360 (119 amino acids)
Source: RefSeq, a predicted model, not a curated record
AUGAUUCUUUUGAUCAAAGAACAUCUGAAAAUAGCUUUCAGAAGACAAAAGAGCAAUGUAGAUUCUAGGUGGAAGGAUGUAGAGUUUAUAGUGGACAAUUAUGUAUUCCUGAAGGUCUCUCCGAUAAAGGGAGUUAUGAAAUUUAAGAAGAAGGGCAAGCUUACACCCCGAUACAUAGGACCUUUUGAGAUUACUGAUAGAGUUAGAAUAGUAGCCUAUCAGUUCGAGUUACCACCAAGCCUUUCUCAUGUUCGCCCUGUAUUUCACAUUUUCAUGCUUAGUAAGUACAUACCUGAUCCUUCCCAUGUGCUACAACCUGACACUGUGGAGUUGAAUGAAGACUUGACUUUUAAGGAAUAA